Saprolegnia diclina VS20 is the source of this 1911-nucleotide messenger RNA. RefSeq lists its product as hypothetical. The transcript has 3 exons. NCBI's taxonomy places the organism in Eukaryota, Oomycota, Saprolegniomycetes, Saprolegniales, Saprolegniaceae. Gene Ontology annotation, molecular function: DNA binding; DNA-binding transcription factor activity. The record is from RefSeq and is a predicted model, not a curated record. Gene Ontology annotation, biological process: regulation of DNA-templated transcription. Bases 195 to 1751 code for a protein of 518 amino acids.
AUUCAAUACAAAGCGUGGGUGAGAAUAUUCCAUCCAGUCUUUCAAGCAGAACCACAUUGCGCGAGCGACGGUGCUUCGUCCAUCUCUCGGCUACGACGACCCGCAGCCCCAUUGCCUCUUAGCUAGUCGCCGCCUCCGCCGCUUCCAGGAAUCUCAAUCGCCCAUCGACUUCUGGACCGUGACUGUUGUUCUUCAUGCUCAUGGCAGCCACGAAUUCCUCCUCUUUGGCCAGCGCGCCACCCAACAUGAAGCUGCUGGAGCUCGCGGCCAUGAAGGCGCAUGGCGCGGCCACCGCGCCCAAGGACCUGCGGUCCACCACCAUUAGCGAAAGCGCCGAUUCGGGCGUGUCCGACUCGACGCCGGCGCCGGCCGCGACCACCGCCGCCGGUCGCAAGUACGAGCGCCGCACCAAGCGCUUCAUUUGGCCCGACGAGCUCCACCGUCUCUUUGUCGCGGCGGUCUUUGAUGUCGGCCUCAAGAACGCGUCGCCGAAAGCACUGCUCACGCUCAUGGGCAACCCCGCGUGCUCGAACGGCCUCACGACCGAGCACCUCAAGUCGCACUUGCAAAAGUACCGCCUCAACUACGACCGGUCGCGAGUCGAGUUUCUCAAGUUCUAUGACGAGAGCGUCUCGGAGGCGACCAAGCAGCACAAGCGCAAGGGCAAGCCCGUGCAGCAAGGCGCGGUCUCGUCGCUCUUUCCCAUUUGCCCGACCUCCAAGAAGCGCAAGACGACCGACGACGCCAUGGAGGACCCGUCGAGCGACGACGAAGACGACGAGAAGGUCGCCAAGGUCGUCGCCACGACCCAAAACAUCACGCGCCAGCUCGACGUACAGGCGAAGACGCUGCACAUGCAAGCGCAGUUUCAAGAGGAGAUCCAGCAGCAGCUGUACGAGCAGGCACUGCUCCAACGGCAACUCCAGGAGCGGCUCUCCCAAGUCACGAUGGCCAAGGGCAUCACCGAGAGCGCACUGAACGCCGCGCGGUCGGCGGCAGCGCUCUCGUCCGUGCUGCCCACGUCGUCGGGUCCGGGGCUCUCGAACGGCCACAGCAGUACUGGCGCCAAGCAGCCGCCGCCCGUCGUCUCGAACGGCCACCGGGCACAGACCAACCAGUUCCAGCACCACCUCACGGCCUUGAGCCAGCUUGGGCCGUCGGCCACGAGCGAUCCCAGCAGCGGAAGCGGCUCGGAUCCGAAUCCCAACAUGCAGUGGAACCUGGGCCUGCUGCAGCCGACAAGUGCACCGUACCCUGUGUCGCCGACCGCACGCAUGUCGCUCGAGCAGCAGAACGCGUCGCACUUGCAGAUGCAAAUGGCCAUGCAGCAGCAAAUGUACUUGCACCGGCAGAUGCUACUGCGCAAGGUCGAAGUCUCGCAGCAGCAGCAACAACAUCAGCAGCAGCAGCAACACCAACAGCAGCAGCAGCAGCAGAUUAUACCAGCGCACCAUGACAACAACAGCCACAACACCAACACCACCACCAACAACAGCAACGCGGCGUCGACGUCGAGCUGGAACGCGAAUGCAAGUGCUGCUCCGGCGUCCCGCCCGACGAUCCUCGACCAUGCGCCAACCGAGUGGCAUCAAGACGACCCGAGUGCGCACAAGGUGCCGUCGCCGUCCAUGCACCUCGGCGACGAGAGCAAGCCGGCGACGCCGUCGGCCGAUGUCAUGGACCUCUACGGCUGGGACAAGCUCAACUUGGACGUCGACAUGAACGACGAUCUCUUCAGCUUCCUCAAGUAGUCGUCAACGAAGAAGUGGAACGUGUGGAUGUUGGCCAAUAUGUAAUAAUCAAGAGUGAUCGUGGUCGAAGCGAAAGCAAUAAGACAUGAGAGUUCUUGCACCUGCAACGGUAUGCACUGCAGGUCGACAGCAAGGUGCUUGACCAUUCGUUGGACCCCAG